Molecule: messenger RNA, 1251 nt
Organism: Amorphotheca resinae ATCC 22711
Lineage: Eukaryota; Fungi; Ascomycota; Leotiomycetes; Helotiales; Amorphothecaceae
Exons: 1
Coding region: 1-1251 (416 amino acids)
Source: RefSeq, a predicted model, not a curated record
AUGUCUCUCGCUCCUCGAGAUUCGUCUCCUCCCAAGCGGCCGAGACUGUCUCUUCAAAUAAAAGCGCCUGGCACGGCGCAGAUGUUUGGCCGGUCUUCGACGGCAUUGAAGGCAGACAUUGAUCCGACGUCCCCCACUGCAUUCAAUACACUAUCAAAUGCCUACGCUGCUGCUAUCGAGAAUUCUUCUCCCAGGACUGCCAAGCCUUCGUCGGUCUCUGACUCCAGGACUGCUCCGAAUGGCAGGCCUACCCUCUUACGACUGGAGACAAAAGUAGCCAGCAAAGGCGAUAGUUAUAUACUACCGUCUCAACACACUCGAACUCCAGAGCCGUUCGCGAAUACGUACCCCGACACCCCAUGCUCCGCCAUUCCAAGUUCGUACCAUGACUUGAAACCCACCACACCCUCGUGCACUUUCACACCUCCUCUGUCUGCCAAUUCUAUGGACUCGUCGCCGCCAAGGUUUAGAUUCACGGCCAAUGCUGCCAACCAAGAGAGCACGGGCUCUCCACGAACCCCACGGCGGCGAGCCACGAUCAGCAGUCAAUACCAAGUCGCGCCAUAUACGCACCCUCAAAGUCUUCGCAGCAUCCUCCGAAACUCGCCACUCCCUCCUCGUAGCACAGCAACACCCGGUACGCCAAGUCGAACGUCCAUGCGAUUAGCGAAUCGCUCUGCGAAGAAAGUGGGCUACAACGACCCCCUCACGCAAACCAUUACAACGAAUAAGUAUGUGAAAUCACAUAUUGAACUCUUGAUCGAAGAUUCUCCAUCUUCUGCCACAGACCCAGAGAGUGCGGCAUUGGACACACUAGAUGUGACAAUGGCCUAUACUGGGAACGAGACCAGAGAUGGUGGGCAGACCCCAGGUCCAUUUGAAGAGAUGCGCAGGAGGAUGGCAGAUAGCGAAAUAGCAACCCCGGCACGCAGGAAGCGCAGAUCUCGGGAAAAGAAGAGAAAGUGGGAAUGGACAAUUACGACUACCGAGACGGAAGAGGGAGAGCAGGACAAGGAGAUGAGCCAGGUGCCAGUGACAGCAAUCAGGCUUGACAACAUUCCAGGUACACCUAUCUGGCGGGAGGCGUCCGUAUCUACAGACGAAGCAUCUGAGACUGAAGGUAGUCAGUGCGAUCAGUCUAUGGACUCUGGCACAGAAUCGGAGGCGGUCAGGAGGGGGUUUGGUUAUCCUGGUCAGAUGGAGAUGGAAUCACAGGACGGCGACCGUCCAGGGACCUCACAGUCGCUAUAG